UUGAAUGGAUUGCUGCAGUCUCGUUAGCUGCUGGAGCGGCUGCUGUUGGGUAUCUAGCUUACAAAAAAUUUCUCUCUAAAGACAAAUGCUGCAAAGCAAUGGUGAAUCCCCAUAUCCAGAAGGAUAACCCCAAGGUAGUCCAUGCAUUUGAUAUGGAAGAUCUGGGAGACAAGGCCGUGUACUGUCGCUGUUGGAGAUCUAAGAAG
Messenger RNA from Cariama cristata (Red-legged seriema), 206 nucleotides. RefSeq names its product CDGSH iron sulfur domain 1 (gene CISD1). Gene Ontology annotation, biological process: regulation of autophagy. The annotation marks the transcript as partial. The record is from RefSeq and is a predicted model, not a curated record. The transcript has a single exon. Gene Ontology annotation, molecular function: 2 iron, 2 sulfur cluster binding. NCBI's taxonomy places the organism in Eukaryota, Metazoa, Chordata, Aves, Cariamiformes, Cariamidae. Gene Ontology annotation, cellular component: intracellular membrane-bounded organelle; mitochondrial outer membrane.